UACCGUAACGGAACCGCACACUGGCGGAGGCGCGCGCGAGAUAAAGGCGGCGCGUGGCGGCUCGCGCUCUCUGCUGCGUUUCAUGCGUCUCAAGUUUACACCGGAGUCUCUGGAGAAAGUUUAUCAGACGUAUUUUCUGCGGCAGAGGCAGGAGACGUUACUGGUGCUGAUCGUGUUCGCGGCACUAUUUAACGGUUAUGUCGUCAUCAUGUGCGCGGUGGUUUACUCUGAUGAUAAACUGAAGACGCUCGCGGUGGCGGCAGGUGGGCUCGCGUCGGAUAUUCUGCUCUAUAUUUUGUACCGGUUCCGUUUGCUGCCGGAGUCCGUGACCCGUGUCCUUGUGCCGUACGCGCUCUGGCUGCUCAUCACGAUCCACGUGCUGUGUUACUUCAGUUUGAACUUCGCGGGAUUUUACGCGGCCGGUGACACCGUUGGAUGGCAGACAUUCUUCCUCUUCUCCUUCUUCCUCACGCUCCCGCUGCCUCUCGCGCCCAUCGCGCUCCUGAGCGCGCUCUCGUGCUGCGCGCACACGCUACUGCUGGGAUUCACCGUAGCGCAAAGACACCAAGACAAACUACAGUUAACAGUGCUGAUCAGACAGCUGGUGGCGAAUCUGAUGCUGUAUUUUGCUGCCAUGUUUGUGGGCAUGAUGUCAUAUUUCAUGGCCGACCGUAUAUACCGCACAGCGUUCCUCGAGGCCAAACAAUCUCUGGAAGUCAAUCUUACGCUGAAGGAACAGAGUCAACAACAGGAGGAAUUGCUGUUGUCCAUCUUGCCGAAGCACAUAGCAGAUGAGAUGCUUCAGGGCAUGAAGAAAGGAGCCAAUCAGAAAUCAGAUGCUCAGCAGUUCAACACCAUGUAUAUGUACCGCCACGAAAACGUCAGUAUCCUUUUCGCAGACAUUGUAGGUUUUACACAGCUGUCUUCUGUCGUGACUCCAAAAGAACUCGUCAAACUACUCAACGAACUCUUUGCUCGCUUUGACAAACUAGCAGCACAACACCACCAGCUGAGGAUCAAGAUUCUGGGAGACUGUUAUUACUGUAUCUGCGGUUUGCCAGAUUACCGUGAAGAUCAUGCGGUCUGCUCCAUUAUGAUGGGUCUGUCUAUGGUGGAGGCCAUCUCAUAUGUGCGUGAAAAAACUCAGACAGAUGUGGACAUGCGUGUAGGUGUGCACACGGGUACUGUACUGGGUGGAGUCCUGGGACAGAGGCGCUGGCAAUUUGAUGUCUGGUCCACUGAUGUUACUGUGGCAAACAAGAUGGAGUCAGGAGGCAUCCCGGGGCGUGUGCACAUCUCUCAGAACACAAAGGACUGUUUGCACGAUGAGUUUGAGCUGGAGGAGGGCAAUGGAGGAGAGCGCUGCGAGUACCUUCUGGAGAAAGGCAUCGAAACGUAUCUGGUGCUUGUGUCCAAAGACACUCCUAAAACAAACGGAGUGACCAACGGCACAGUGCGUAUCGUGAUCAACACCUCGAAACCCAGCGGCAGCUACACGUCAGUAAAGAACAUACCUGAGGAGUCAGAAACACAGCAGCUGCAGUUGGCCAAUCCGACUAAUGAAGGGAUGGAGGGCGAUCAUCUAAACCAGCUGCUGAAUAAAGCUCUGCUGGAGAGAGAGACAGAGGAGACUCUGGAGGAGAGGAAGACGUCGGUUCUGUCUCUGAGGUUUGAGGACUCUGAUCUAGAGUCUCGUUACUCAGCAGAGAAGGAGAGACGGACGGGCGUUGCUUUCAGCUGUUGUUGUGUCGUUCUGAUCUUCACCUCAGUCAUGGAAAUGCUCAUAGACCCACAGCUGAUUGUGAAUUAUGUGACUCUAGCUGUUGGUGAGCUGUUACUGCUGAUUCUGACUCUGUGUUCACUAGCAGCCAUCUUUCCUCAAGUCUUCCCCCGGAGGCUGGUGUCUUUCUCGCAGUGGAUCGACCGCACACGCUGGGCUCGUAACACAUGGGCCAUGGCUGCCAUAUUUGUUCUGACCAUGGCUGAGGUGGCCGAUAUGCUGAGCUGUGUUCAGCCCCCUCUCGUGCUGCUGAACUCCUCGUCCGGCGUGACGCUUGAGUCUCUGGGAGACGGCGGAUGCGCGGAGAACCCCAAACACUACGGAUACAUCUCAGUGCUGUCGCUCGUGUCGACCGUCAUGCUCGUGCAGCUCAGCCAUCUGGUCAAGCUGGCACUCAUGCUGUUGGUUACAAUAGCAACAGGAGCCGUAAACAUCCACAGCUGGAUGUACAUUUACAACAUCUACGAUUUCAUUCGCUACCUGGACUACAGUUAUUCAGUGGUUCCCACCAGAUAUCUGCUGACUGUGAUGAUUAUCAUCAUGAUGAUGAGUUUCUACUACUACGCACGUCACGUGGAGAGACAGUCGCGUAAACUGUUUCUGUGGAAGAUUGAGGUUCACGAUCAGAAGGAGAAAGUGUAUGAAAUGAGAACGUACAACGAGGCGCUGGUCACUAACAUGCUUCCUGAACACGUGGCCAAACACUUCCUGGGCACCAAGAUGCGAGAUGAGGAACUUUACAGUCAGUCGUAUGAUGAGAUCGGCGUGAUGUUCGCCUCUAUUCCCAACUUCUCUGACUUUUACACGGAGGAGGGCAUAAACAAUGGAGGAAUAGAAUGCCUCCGAAUCCUGAAUGAGAUCAUCUCUGACUUUGACAGUCUUCUGGACCGCACAGAGUUUCGUAACAUUACGAAGAUCAAGACCAUCGGCAGCACAUACAUGGCUGCAUCAGGCGUGACGCCGGAGAGCAACACCAACAGAUACGCCGAGCGCAAGCUAGAGGAUCAGUCCAUCCUGGAGCGCUGGCAACACUUUGCUGAUUUGGCAGACUUUGCACUGGCUAUGAAAGUCACACUUGGAAACCUAAACAAACAGUCAUUCAAUAACUUCAUGCUGCGCAUAGGUCUGAAUAAGGGGGGUGUGUUGGCUGGAGUGAUUGGUGCUCGCAAACCUCAUUUCGAUAUUUGGGGAAACACUGUAAAUGUGGCCAGUCGUAUGGAGUCCACUGGGGUUAUGGGUAACAUACAGGUGGUGGAGGACUGCUAUAACAUCCUGAAGGAGUACGGUUUCCGUUUCGUCAGAAGAGGACCCAUCUAUGUAAAGGGAAAAGGAGAACUGCUCACUUUCUUCAUGAAAGGCAAAGACAAAUCUGUCACAAAGACGACUGCAGUCUCUCUCCCACAUCAGAUACCAAACAAAUCCUGAGACGACUGAAGAUGAGAAGGACAUUGACAUUUUAUUUUAUGUCAUUUUGGGCUUUUUCCACUUUUUUUCUAAUUGAAACAAUGAAAAACGGACAAAAAGGAGAAAUGACCACUACAGCUCAACAAGUCUGCAGCACAUGCACUAACAAAUAGACAGCAAUUUUUCUAAUGUUUGUUUUAUUUUAACAAUGUCAUUGAUACAGAUCAAAAAUUCCCCAUCUGGUCUGCAUGCUUUAUACACUUUCUGUUUUCUAAAAAAUGCUAAUAGAAUGUACUGUAUGCAUCCAUGUAAACUAUGAAUUUACAUCUGUUAUUAUUGAAAACGUUAUUGUUGGCUAUAUCAAGCCCAUAAAAAGUUUAAAGCAGACCAUGAUGAAAAUAUUAUUAUAAUAACUGGACACAAACAAACACAAUCAGGAGAUAAAAACACUACUCCAAUUCUAUCAGAUCAAAGACAUACACAUCUUUUUAAAAGAGCAUGAAAAAUGUUGUAUAUCAUUCAUAAUUUUAUAUCUUAUUAUGUUUUUAUUCUGUAUUUUUAUUUUUCAUACAGCUUAACCUGAGAACAUCACACUGAGACAAUAUUCUAAUUGACAUACAGUCAGAAAGUUUUUUAUUUUUUAGUUUUUUACUCAGUGGCAUAUUUUAUAAUCACCAUCUCCAGGUCUAUAACUCAAACCCAGCAGGCUGAUUGAAAUGUAAUGCUUUUUUUUUUUUAUCUCACAUUUUCACUCACGACUUUCAGUAUGUUUUAUGCAUAAGCUACUCUUUGAAACUCUUGGUUAUAGAUCAGAUAAUUAUGUCUCUCAGAAUGUGUGGAUUUGUAGAUUGUGGAUCUCUUUAUGCUGUUCUCAGUGUUUUAUUGUUAGACAGAAUGAGAAAAAAUAUUUAAUGUC
Carassius gibelio (silver crucian carp) is the source of this 4100-nucleotide messenger RNA. Its product is annotated as adenylate cyclase type 3-like. Bases 83 to 3205 code for a protein of 1040 amino acids. NCBI's taxonomy places the organism in Eukaryota, Metazoa, Chordata, Actinopteri, Cypriniformes, Cyprinidae. Gene Ontology annotation, biological process: adenylate cyclase-activating G protein-coupled receptor signaling pathway; cAMP biosynthetic process; intracellular signal transduction. The record is from RefSeq and is a predicted model, not a curated record. Gene Ontology annotation, molecular function: adenylate cyclase activity. The transcript is spliced from 20 exons. Gene Ontology annotation, cellular component: plasma membrane.